Micromonas pusilla CCMP1545 is the source of this 1824-nucleotide messenger RNA. RefSeq lists its product as uncharacterized. The coding region runs from base 226 to 1764 and encodes 512 amino acids. The record is from RefSeq and is a predicted model, not a curated record. Lineage: Eukaryota; Viridiplantae; Chlorophyta; Mamiellophyceae; Mamiellales; Mamiellaceae. The transcript has 3 exons.
CCCGCGCUUCGCCCGCGCCUCGCCCGCCUCGUCCGCGCGCGCGCAGGGCGCGAAUCACCGCCCGCGCUCGCUCGCGAAGACUCUCCUCGAGGCCUCUCGCGCCUCGCCCUUCGUCGAUACCCGACGCGUCGUCGUCGUCGUCGUCGUCGUCGUCGUUCGUCGUUCGUCGCUGACAUCGAUCGAUCGACCUGAUCCGCGAGGACGGGCGCCUCGACGCCGCGCGCCAUGAGCGACCUGGACUCGUACAGCGACGCGUCGCACGGGUCGCCGUACCUCACGACGCCGCCGCCGGCCGCGCGCGAAUUCCACCGCGCGCGCCCGCGCGCGGACCCGUCCUCCCCCGGGGACGACUAUCACAGCGCGAGAGCCGCGAACAGCGUCAACGAGAGCGCUGCUUCCACGGUCGCGGACGACGACGCCGGCGUCGCGAACGAGUGGGCGAGGCGCGUCCGAUCGCUCUUCCCGACCGGCGAGCUCGAGCGCGGGCGGAAGGACGACGUCGCGCUCGCGGAGAACGCGAUCGCGGCGAUGCGCCCGGACGAGCCGCGCGCGCGCUUCGCCGGCGUCGAGGGCGGCGGCACCACGUGGGUCUGCGCCGUCGCGGAGGGCGAUCCCGACGCGAUCGUCGCGCGCGCCGAGUUUCCGACGACGACGCCGAGCGAGACGUUGGCGCGCGUGAAGAAGUGGCUGGACGCGAGGCACGAGGAGGCUCCAUUCGACGGCCUCGGGAUCGCGACGUUCGGGCCGCUGUGUCUGGACGUCGCGAGCUCGCGGUACGGGACCAUCACGCACUCGCCCAAGCCGGGGUGGACGCGCGUGGACGUGUUGAAGCGGCUGUCGAGCGGGUUCGACUGCCCCGUCGCAAUCGACACCGACGUCAACGCGCCCGCGGCGUCGGAGCUCGCCGACCUCAAACGCGACGCCAUCGAAGCCGCGGACGGCGACUUCACCGCCGCCGACGCGAUGCAAAACCUCGCGUACGUCACCGUCGGCACCGGCGUCGGCGUCGGGAUCAUCGUCGGCGGCGAGCCCGUGCACGGUCUCGUGCACCCGGAAGCCGGCCACGCGAGAGUCGCGCGGUUUCCCGGCGACGGCGAAAAGGGCGCGCCCGGCGCCUUCGUCGGCGCGUGCCCGUACCACGAGGACUGCGUCGAGGGGAUGUGCUCCGCCGCCGCGGUCGCGAAGCGAUGCGGCGUCGCCGUGAGCGAGCUCUCGAACGUCGCGGACGACGACGACGCGUGGGACGCGACCGCGCACUACGUCGCGGGGCUGUGCGCGAACCUCAUCCUGACGACGUCGCCGCAGAGAAUCGUCCUCGGCGGGGGCGUGCUGCAACGACGCGCGCUCGUCUCGAAGAUUCGCGUCCACGUCAAGGCGCAGCUCGGCGGGUACGUGAAGCACGACAUGGUGAACACGCGCGCGGGGCUCAGGGAGCUGAUCGUGAGCAGCAGGAGAGGGAACGACGCCGGGGUGGUGGGGGCGUUGACGUUGGCGAAGGGGGCGGCGGAGAAGGCGCGCGGACGCGGCGGCGGCGGCGGCGGCGCGGCGGCGGCGGCGGCGCGCCGCGGGAACGGAGGACGGCGGAAGGGGUGGCGCGCGCACCUCGCGCACUUCCUCGUGGGGACCGUCUGCGCGCUCGUCGGCGCGAAGUUUGGGGUCCGGAGAGAAGAGCGGAAGGUGGACGCGAGCGUCGGCGUCGCGAGCGCGGAGGCGGCGGCGGAGGAGGAGGACGCCUCGGAGGCGUCCGAGUCUGAUGAAGUGUAAGUUGUUAGACUUGACGCGCGGGACGAUGAUGAUGUCACGUCACGCGAAUCGUCGCACCGA